Messenger RNA from Effrenium voratum, 2853 nucleotides. The record is from the annotation of a GenBank genome assembly. NCBI's taxonomy places the organism in Eukaryota, Dinophyceae, Suessiales, Symbiodiniaceae.
AUGGCGGAGAGUUCUGUCCGGAGAUUGUCUCGGAAGAUUGCAGCGGAAGGGCAGGAGCCAGGCGACACCCCCAGCUUUCUAAGAAAGACAGUGGCGGUGGCGGUGAAAGGCAAUGAGGCGCGGCAGAAGUGGAAGCAGCUGGAGAACCGCUGUCGAGAGUCCGACGACGAAAGCCCGUCCAAAAGGUCCACCAGGCACCUGGGCACCAUGAGCAGCCCUGCGUUGGAGGCCAUUGCGGCGAAGGAGGCUUUGGAGCGAGUCCCUCUAUACAGCGCUUGCUCGCAAAAGUGCCUGGAGGCUCUGGCCGCUGUGAUCCGCACGCGGCUGGUGGGGCUUGGAGCGCCUGUGCAGUUGGAGGGAGACACCGGGGACUGCAUGCACAUCUUGGUGCGGGGCGAGGUUGAGGUGCUGAAGGGGGAUGAGGUCCAGGAGACCCACGAGGACUCCGGGGUCUUCGGCGAGAUGGCCUCCAUCUCCAAAAACCCCUCCUUGGCUCUGCGCUGUGCGACGGUGCGCACGAAGUCGCUCUGCGACUUCAAGGUCCUUCACCGCGAGGAUGUCACGCAGGCCCUCAGCCACUUCAAGGAAGACGCGGUGCUUCUGGAGAGGCGCGUGGAGGAGCGAGUGCGAGAGCUGCGUGAGAAGGGGGAGAUGCCUGCCAAGAAGGAGUGGUGGCGUCUAGAAGUGCGCCGGUCCACCCAGGGCUCAGCUUGCUCGGUGCCGACGGAAGGCUUCCGCACGGCGGUGGGCCAAGCCAUCGCAGGUCUGCGGAUGAGGCGCUUUUCCACUGCGGGGCCUGGAGCGGCUGGCCCGUGCGGCCACUCUGCGACUCUACCCCUGCGGCGGCGGAUGAGCGACGGCGCGGCGCUGAUGCCCAGCAUGAUCAGGAAUCGCCUCACUUCCAGCCUGACGAGCCAGGCAAGUGCGGCAAGCGCGGCAUGCGCUGCAAUCGCAAGCGCGGCGCAGCCCAAAAUUGAGAGCGGUGAGCCGGAGCCAAAUUCCAGCUCCGGCGAGGAGGAGGAAGUUCAACAGGCUCAAUCCCUCCGAGUGCCGGAUUCGGAGCCGAACUCUGGCAGCGCGAGUCUCUCCAGCGACUCGCCGCGUACUGCCUCGACGUCCAAAGAGCCCGUUGAUGAGAGCCCAGCCGUUGGCUGCACCAUCAAGUUCCAAGACUUCCCGGAUGUCACGUCCCCGGAGCCUGUUGAGGCCUCAAAAAUGACGGGACCUUCGCUGCCAGAACUCGAGCGGACCCUCUCGACGUUGAAGUCCUCGAGCGGAGCCUUCCGCGAGGAGCCAGACGCAUCGCUGCGUGCCAGGCUUCUGCGCAGGCGGGAUGUGGCGCUGCAUCCCUUUAACCAAGGAGGCCCGACCGGGGGCUUCUUGGCCGGUGCCUCCCGGCAGGGCAUGCGCCGGGCGCAGGCGGCGGCGCUGCGGGUCUGCCGCAAGGCACCGAUCACUGCCGUGGCUGCACGCCACCAGGAGGUUACCUCGAAGCUGCCCGCUGGUCGCUUGACCAAGCCCACAGUCGCCUCAAAAGUGUCUGCCUGGCGAAACCCGCAGCUGAAGCUGAAGUUGCCCAAGGUGUUCAUAGAGCAGUCGCCGGCGGAGUCGGUGGCGCUUGAGCGGCGGACUUUGUGGCAGGAGUUUCAGGCGAGGUCCGCGAUAGUUUGCGACAAAGAGGUCUUGCAGUCCAUAGGCAUCGAGAUGGAGGGGCAGAGGCAGACUCUGAUCGAUUUGUACAGCCACCUCAACCCGACCAACAAGGCUUGCGGUUGGGAGGAGGAGAAGUACCCCCGGCCCACGGUGGGGAAGACCCACAGGGAUUGGCUGAACUACUCCGCGGGGCGCCCAACGAGAAACGCCGACUGCAAUCGAAAGAUCAGUGCGGGAGUCAGGUGCUCCAAAGAGGGCGACAUUUGGCAUCUCUUCGGGGAGCCUCCUCACACGAGCACGGGUCCCGGCGAACAGUACGAGAAAACACCUUCAGGCCAUGCGGAGAUCCGAGUGUGGGGCCAAGACGCUUGGGACGGCAUCACCGGCAUGUCCUCGGGAAGCAAAGUCUUUCAGGCGGAGGACCAUGAGACGGAGCCGGCUCCUACGCUGCUGUCCCCCAGGCCAAAGCAGGCGGUGAAUCUCCGUGCCUCCGACAGUCAAAAAGACCACCGAUCGCUGCUCCAGGUCGCUGAGCGACAAGUGGAGGGCGGAAUCGACGAGUGGCUGGAGAAAUGGUGCACGGACCAGGUGUUGGAGUCUUUCCAGCACGCAUCUUCCAAGGAGUCUGGCAUGAACUCUUUGGCCACGGCAUUGAACUGGCGCAAGAAGUACAGAGCAGUGCUGACCGGUGCCAAGACGCCUUGCUGGCAGGGUGACAUGAGGGUCGUGGCGCGUGCCGACUCUGGACAUCCCGUGAUCUUUAUGUCCAUGCUUCACCAGCCGUCGUCGGCGAGCAGUGCCAGCACAGUGGAACACAUGGCGGCCGUUUUGGAAGCAGCCUGUGAAGCUGCGAUGGGAGGCGCCUGGGGCUUCGUUGUCGUUUGUGACUGCCGGGGCUUUCAGCUCUCGAAGAACUUGGAUCCCCGUCCAGCCAUAGCGGCAAUGGAGAUGCUGAAGCACGCCUACCGCGGCCGGCUGCGGCGCGCCUACAUGGUGGGCGCGCCUUCGGGCUUCGGGGGCUUGUGGCGCAUGGUGAAGGGGUUGCUGCCGAAGCCCACCCAGGAGAAGAUCCAGUUCGUUUCUUACAAAGAGGCGCUUCCCGAGAUGACGAGCUUGGGCGCCGCGAAAAUGACCCUCGCGGCGCUUCUGACGCACCAGGACAGCACCUCGUGGAGAUUUCCAAGUGAACUGGAUGGCUGA